UCGGCUCAGUGCUGCCAGGCUUACUCUGUGGACGCAGUUCAAAAGAGGGAGGCAUAUAAAGGAGACUGAUGAGAAAGUAGAAGACCUAAAUAUACAUUAAAAUAAUAAUACUAACAAUUGUAAUGACUACUAUGGCUGUUCCUGCGACUCUUUCGGUUCACUCUGGGACUUCUGCGGUGUCCGGUAAACUCUUCAGAACCGACCCGUUCUUCUCGAGUCCCGGGGACUCUCCGAGACUGAUCAGCUCACUGAACGCGACGCUUCCGAGCGGCGCAGCGACGAACGAAUGCAAAAUCGUGGAAGUGCUCGGAGUGAAAGUCGCUUCUUUCAACGUUGAUGGACAGGAGCUUAUUUGUCUCCCGCAAGUCUUCGACCUUUUCUUGAAGCACCUUGUCGGCGGACUGCACACCGUGUACACGAAACUCAAGCGUUUGGAUAUAAACCCCGUGGUGUGCACCGUGGAGCAGGUGCGCGUAUUGCGCGGACUCGGUGCCAUCCAGCCCGGAGUGAACCGCUGCAAACUCAUUUCCAGAAAGGAUUUCGAAGCGUUGUACAACGACUGUACCAACGCAAGCUCUCGUCCAGGUCGCCCACCGAAGCGUUCCUAUGGGGCCGAUGUGCAAGAAAGCCCCAGAAUCCUCCACCACAGAGCAAACAACCUUCUGUCUCCAGCCCUGCUGUCACCCACAGGUCUAACAACAGCUGCCAUGGCUGAAGCUUUGAAGAUACAGAAGAUGAAGAUAAUGAUGAAUCUACACAAGACCCACAACGGCUCAGAAUUCGAUUCAGAUGAGCUCAACACUAAUACAGGAUGUAGCGCUUUGUCCUGGGAGAGAGAGAAGUAUUCAUCACCUGCUUCAGAGAAAACACAGCACAGCUUGAGCAACUCUCAGCUCAACUCUCUCCAACACACCCAUCUACUGGCCAACAGACUGGACCUGCCCUUCAUGAUGAUGCCCCAUCCCCUGCUUCCUGUUGGACUUCCUCCCACCUCUGUUGCCAUGGCAAUGAACCAGAUGAACCACCUUAAUACAAUUGCCAACAUGGUUGCCAGUGCACAGGUGCACAGCCCCGUCUCCAGGCCGACAUCUGCCAUCAAGCAGGAGUGUUUUGACGAGAGCCCCUCUCUGACACCAUCCGUAGAUGGGAAUGUUCCUCAGAAAACUGAACCCUCACCUCAACUAACCAGUUCAGUUCCCAGCAGCCCCACACAGCCUUACACACACUCUCCUCAAAAAACACCCUUGAGUUUGACAUAUGAUGUUCAUGAUGAACAAAGCGAGAAAGACUCAACUCUGCAUAUGAACAGACUUUCCAACGACAGGGUUGAACAAAAUGCAGUGAAACCAACAAUCUUUGAGAAGGUCCCAGCUCAAGCAUUGUCCUCUGGCUUCCCUGCGUCCCUUCUUUUCACAGACGGUCUCUCCUCCGUCGAGAUGCUGCUCACUAAUGUCCAGGGCCUGCUAAAGGUGGCUUUGGAGAACGCCCGUCUGCAGGAGAAACAGCUUCAGCAGGAGAGGAGAGAGCUCAAGAUGGAGCUGUACAGAGAGAGAGAGAUGAGAGAGAGUCUAGAGAGACAGCUCACCUCUGAGCUACACAGUCGAGCUACCAUUCAGAGACGUCUGAAGAAGGAGAAGAAGGCAAAGAGGAGGAAAGAACCAAAGACUUAA
Sinocyclocheilus rhinocerous is the source of this 1670-nucleotide messenger RNA. Its product is annotated as dachshund homolog 2-like. Lineage: Eukaryota; Metazoa; Chordata; Actinopteri; Cypriniformes; Cyprinidae. Bases 123 to 1670 code for a protein of 515 amino acids. The transcript is spliced from 10 exons. Gene Ontology annotation, molecular function: DNA-binding transcription factor activity, RNA polymerase II-specific; RNA polymerase II cis-regulatory region sequence-specific DNA binding. The record is from RefSeq and is a predicted model, not a curated record. Gene Ontology annotation, cellular component: transcription regulator complex; nucleus. Gene Ontology annotation, biological process: regulation of transcription by RNA polymerase II.